Etheostoma cragini (Arkansas darter) is the source of this 3431-nucleotide messenger RNA. It is a transcript of the gene tmem119b, whose product is annotated as transmembrane protein 119b. The transcript is spliced from 2 exons. The coding region runs from base 1898 to 2737 and encodes 279 amino acids. NCBI's taxonomy places the organism in Eukaryota, Metazoa, Chordata, Actinopteri, Perciformes, Percidae. Gene Ontology annotation, cellular component: plasma membrane. Gene Ontology annotation, biological process: positive regulation of bone mineralization; positive regulation of osteoblast differentiation; ossification. The record is from RefSeq and is a predicted model, not a curated record.
UCUGAUAUCUAAUGUGUAUUUCUGGCAGGAGUUGAAACGUUUUGCAUAAUUUCACACUUGCCCUUCCACAAGAGACUUUAAGCCAGGAUGAGGAAAGUGAUCUAAGAAUGUUUUCUUUGCACAUCCUGAGCUGAGCCCUGAUGGUAUUUCACUUAGCAACAGGAGACAGGAAGGCUUGUUUUGUCAAGGGAUUUCUGUUCUUCAGUUAUUCAGGUAGCACUGAGGCUUCAUUUUAUGAACACUGUAAUUUGAUUAAUGAUAACAGUACGUGACUGUUGACAUGUGUGUAGAUAUGCAGCUUCUUUAUUAAAAUAAUUUAUUAAACUGGAUCUUAUUUAACAAUUUGGUCAUUGCCUAAUCAUUUUUGUUACUUGGUACUAAUUUUAGGGAAAAUGGAGACAAAGUUUAGACACAGUUACUUUAGCUGGUUGUGUGCUUAUUUCCAGAGAAAUUUCCUUGAAAGAACUACUCCAUUUAACCAUCAAAAAAAGUCUUGGUUACACAAACAUAACGUUUAAUUAGAAUGUAUUAUCUGGUCAUUAACCAGUUGAAAAGAAAGAGGAUUUUGCCCAUAAUUGGUGUCAACACUUUUCUCGGAAAUCAAUUGAAAAUGACUAGACUUUAGGAACUUGUAACAUAAGGGUUUACUCUGUGCAAUCUGAAAUUCAAAAUAAGAACAGUAAUUCAGAUAAACUGUUUGCUGAAAAAGUUCAACAUGAAAGCUGUUAAUACAAGACAGCUCUGUUUGUAAAUGUGGUUUGUGUCCUUACAUAUCUCUAAAUGGUAAACAGUCGUUAUAAAAACCUGUGGACUUGGUCAGUUCCCUUAUUUAUGACAGGCUUUAUAAAAGGCUUUUAUUCUACGCUGGACUGGAUUUCAUAUUCACUUCCCUUCCUGUGAAAAGGAAGCACUGAAUGCCAUUUCUUUUUUUUCAUGUUGAGCUAUGUGCAACUGAAACAGACACUGGGGACUAUCAACAGAGCUGAGACGAAUGUAAACCUGAAGGAUGCAGGACACUUAAUCUCGCACUCCUAAUGACCAUAUAAAGCUAGACUUGUCUUCUCUGAUCUCAAACACAGUAGAGUUGCCAAAAAUGCAUUUGCACAUAAACACAACAACUUGUAGGGCUCACUCGUACGCAGUCAACUCUCUCCCUAAAGUGGUCACACACAGUGUGUGAGUUCAAUUGCUUGUUCCUGGAGAAAAAUCCCCCUUCUCCUGACUGUUUUGUCUACACAGGAAGCAUUAACCUCUUCCUGUAUGAGCUGGUCACUCUUACAAGCUGCUCUCUGACUCGUUUUGCCCCAGCAGGCCUGCUGUUAGUCAUCAGUGUCAGAGGCUGAGGUUGAAGAAAAGGCCCGACUGUCAAUCAGAGGCUCCUUCUGCAGAAAUAAUGAAGACAUAUUUUUAAUGUGAACGCACGUUACCGAUGAUGAUGUUUGAGGGUUGGUUUGUGUGGUUUUUAUACUAGUAAAGUUGUUGUUUUUUCAUUACACCAGUGUUGUCAUCGCCUCGCACAUCCAGUUAGCCACACAGGAGAGUGGAGGAGAGGGUCCCUGCCCCCACAGCACUUUACAAUCCCCUACCUAACAAGAACAAUCUGUGUGCAGUCCAGAGAGCUCAGAUACACUCUGGGAAACUGAAGGGGGAGGAGAACAUUGGAGAGGCAGAAGGAGGGAUUUUUCCUCAUAGUUAAGGACUUUUUUUGCACUAUUUAGACAAACCUCCAGCCUGAAAUUUGAAACUGUAGAAGUAGCGUGGCUUGCUGUGCUUUCUCUGUCUCUGUCUCUCUCUCUCUCAGUUCACUUUUACCAGACUGGUUUCACGUAUCCUCCAUCAGAGGGGAUUCCAACAGAGACACUUCUUCUGUUGCAGUGGAUGAUCCUGAGGGGAAACCAUGCUCCCAAUUACCCUUCAUCUAAUUUGUCUGUGUGCAGUCUUCUGCAUCAGCAGCAUCUUGGCCACACCACUACUCUUUUACAGUUCUCAAGAAGGAAGUACAGACGAGGAAGAACUCAGUAACUUUACUUCCUCUCUGCCCACCAGCAACGUUUCCUCUGAGUACCAAACUACACCUGUUGGCCCCACCCAUGUGGAAACAGACUUUCUGAAUCAAGUUGUGGACUUUCUGGAGGACAACAUGCUCCUUAUCCUUGUUGCUGGCUCUCUCAUCCUUCUGCUCUUCCUUAUAAUCUGUGGGUCAAUUAUCAUGAGCCGCAGGCGCAAAGUGAAUGCCUACUACCCUUCCUCUUACCCCUCAAAUAUGUAUGUAGACCACAGGGACAAAACUGGAGGUGCUAAACUCUUUAAUGAAGUGCCAGAAAAACACGCUCCCGAGCAGGGAUGUGAGCCGGUGGACUCUCACAAGCAGCUCCAGGCAGACAUUAUGAGGGCCACCAAGAGACUGCGCACACCAAAUAAAUGUGUUGAGGCUGCAGAGGAAGGUGAGCCCAGUCAGAAAGUAGCAGACCACAGUCUUGAGGACAACUCUCAACCAGAUGGCAGCAUCCUGGACCAGCAGCUACCUAGUCUCCCUGAGGAAAAGGAGCUGUGUGAGCUUUCUGAAAGAGAAGAAGCAGCAGGAAGCCCGGAGCUGAAUCCUCCAGAGCAGCUUCAUCCAGGUGAGGAUCCUUUACAGGAGCCUUUAAUUGGCAAAAGUCUCCGGCCCUCUUCUCUGCACAUUCACAAUGACUCUGCUACACUUCAGCUGAUCGCGGGAGAGAAAACUGCAUUCUAACUCUUCUGAACACUGACCUGAAUGUAUUUCUUUUAACACUUUGAAUCCAAGAGUGGCAAUUUGUCCAGUAAGGUUACAAAAAUGUCUACAAGUGUAUCAAGGGAAAAGAAGAAAGACUGCUAAAUUCCAAUCAAAUUGUUGUUUUUUGCAAUACUGUAUCAGCAUGAUGCUUUGCUCUGAUUGGAUAUAUAUAUUUCAUGCCAUAUUAUAAACAUCUUUCAUAGAGUAACGUCAUUAACUUCUGGCACGAAACAAUUUCUUUGUAUGUUUUGUGUGGUUAAAGGACAUCUUGCACCUAAAACAAUUAUCCCAAAUACUUUGUCCUGCUGUGUAAAAUAAAGUAUUGACUAUGUUUUAGAGAUAAGUAGUUGCAUGUUUGGGUUUUACAAUAAUAGAAAACCAAUGCCUGAGAAUAGUUUUGGUUUUAGGUAUCCUUUUAUUGCAGACUGUCAAGGAAGCAUUACUAAAUAAUCAUAAAUUACACUUCAAACCAAUGGCCCCUUUCGUUGUUUCAAGCCACGUUGCUUAUCAAAGGUCAAUGCUUAGGGUGUAGAUAGACUACAACGCUUAGCUUAAAUUAUAUCGCCAUCAUACCUUCAUUCAAACUCAUCACACCCCAAGCACAAAAUCUUUAACACAAUCUCUAAAAAUAAGCCUUGUUUUGUACCAACAGCGCUUACAUUGUGCGUUUAUG